Messenger RNA from Suricata suricatta (meerkat), 1371 nucleotides. RefSeq names its product mevalonate kinase (gene MVK). The record is from RefSeq and is a predicted model, not a curated record. Gene Ontology annotation, molecular function: ATP binding; mevalonate kinase activity. NCBI's taxonomy places the organism in Eukaryota, Metazoa, Chordata, Mammalia, Carnivora, Herpestidae. The transcript is spliced from 11 exons. Bases 97 to 1287 code for a protein of 396 amino acids. Gene Ontology annotation, cellular component: cytoplasm. Gene Ontology annotation, biological process: isoprenoid biosynthetic process; cholesterol biosynthetic process.
GCGAGCCCUUGUAGGCGUGGCGCCCGGGAGGACUUGGUCGCCGAGCAGUUCUUGCUUUCGCUCACCCGGCUGGUGGAGGCAGGAUUCCCAGGAGCUAUGUUGUCAGAAGUCCUGCUGGUGUCUGCUCCAGGGAAAGUCAUCCUUCACGGAGAGCAUGCUGUGGUCCACGGCAAGGUAGCACUGGCUGUGGCCUUGAACUUGAGAACAUUUCUCCGGCUUCAGCCUCACAGCAACGGACAAGUGUGCCUCAACUUACCAAACAUUGGCAUCAAGCGGGCCUGGGAUGUGGCCAGGCUUCAGCUGCAGGACACGAGCUUUCUGGGGCGAGGUGACGCCUCGGCACCCGCCGCGGAGCUGGCGGAGAGGCUGAAGGAGGUGGCGGGCUUGCCCGAGGACUGCGCCGACCCCGAGCGCGCGGCUGUGCUGGCCUUCCUGUACUUGUACCUGUGCAUCUGCCGGAAGCAGAGGGCCCUGCCCAGCCUGGACAUCACCGUGUGGUCCGAGCUGCCCGCUGGGGCCGGCCUGGGCUCCAGCGCCUCCUACUCUGUGUGUAUGGCCGCCGCCCUCCUGACCACGUGCGAGGAGAUCCCAAACCCGCUGGGGGACGGCAAGUCUACCAGCAGGUGGAGCGCGGAGGCCUUGGAAUUAAUUAACAAGUGGGCCUUCCAGGGGGAAAGAAUGAUUCAUGGGGACCCCUCCGGAGUAGACAACGCUGUCAGCACUUGGGGAGGAGCACUCCGGUACCAGCAAGGAAAGAUUUCACCCCUAAAGAGGCUGCCGGCUCUGAAGAUCCUGCUGACCAACACCAAAGUCCCCCGCAGCACCAAGGCUCUGGUGGCCGGCGUCAGGAACAGGCUGCUUAAGUUCCCAGAGAUCGUGGCGCCCAUGCUGUCCUCCAUCGACGCUAUCUCCCUGGAGUGCGAGCGGACGCUGGGGGAGAUGGCAGUGGCCCCCACCCCGGAGCACUACCUGGCGCUGGAAGAGCUCAUUGACAUGAACCAGCACCAGCUGAACGCCCUCGGUGUGGGCCACGCCUUGCUGGACCAGCUGUGCCAGGUGACCAUGGCCCACGGGCUGCACAGCAAACUCACCGGCGCGGGCGGCGGCGGCUGUGGCAUUACGCUCCUCAGGCCAGAUCUGGAGCAGCCGGAGAUCGAGGCCGUGAAGCAGGCUCUGCACAGCUGCGGCUUUGACUGCUGGGAGACCAGCAUCAGUGCCCCCGGCGUCUCCGUCCACGCGCCUGCCUCCCUGGAUGCCUCCAUGCGCCGGGCCCUGGACGGCCUCUGAGAGGAGUCUGUGCCGCUGUGGCCCUACCGAGAGGCCCUGUCCUGGAUCCUUCUGGGUGCCGGAGCUGGCCUCUGCUGGCCACCG